Messenger RNA from Phycomyces blakesleeanus NRRL 1555(-), 654 nucleotides. RefSeq lists its product as hypothetical. The transcript is spliced from 3 exons. Gene Ontology annotation, molecular function: zinc ion binding. The annotation marks the transcript as partial. The record is from RefSeq and is a predicted model, not a curated record. Lineage: Eukaryota; Fungi; Mucoromycota; Mucoromycetes; Mucorales; Phycomycetaceae.
GUAACAAUCUCCAACACCCACCUUGACACCAAGAAUGUCCAGGCCAACAUUCGUGCUGCAUUGAACUUGAUAAUGCAUAGUGAUAAUGAAGCCGACUACAAUGCUCAUUGGCAAAAGUUCAGAUUAGACUAUGUCAUGCAGUUUCCUGUCUUAACGUCUUAUAUGGAGGUUACAUGGAAACCAAAGAAAAAAAGUUGGGUUAAGGCAUGGAGACAGAAUGCUGUAUGCCAUACAAACAAUUUGACAGAGUCUUAUCAUAACCAACUAAAGUUCUUUUAUUUAGGCCGGUCUCGCAACUGUAGAAAUGACAAGAUUGUAUAUCUACUUUCUCAGUUAGCUGAGAGAGAUUACCGUCAGGAUACUCUUGAGACCUAUUUUGGUAUUAAGAGCAUCAGACUUAGUGUGGAUGACACAGAACGAAAGAGAAGGGCCAGUGUUAUUGCUAUCGAAAAAGCAAAUGGUCUGAUUGAAGAAGUUGAACCGCAAGCAUUGCAAGCAUACAAGAUGUAUUCUUGCAAAUCUUUUGAAGAGGGUUGUGAACUGGUAUACUUUAUCAAGUUCACAACCCACUUACAUGAUUGCUCUUGCCCAGACUCUGCUAGAUUGUGCAAACAUAUCUUCUUGGUCUCUCGAGUUUUUGACCUGCCAGUGACA